Caenorhabditis briggsae is the source of this 2532-nucleotide messenger RNA. RefSeq names its product Protein CBR-UNC-116 (gene Cbr-unc-116). The record is from RefSeq and is a predicted model, not a curated record. Gene Ontology annotation, molecular function: ATP binding; microtubule motor activity; microtubule binding. The coding region runs from base 1 to 2532 and encodes 843 amino acids. Gene Ontology annotation, biological process: microtubule-based movement. NCBI's taxonomy places the organism in Eukaryota, Metazoa, Nematoda, Chromadorea, Rhabditida, Rhabditidae. The transcript has 7 exons.
AUGGAGCCGCGGACAGAUGGAGCAGAAUGCGGUGUUCAGGUAACAUAUUUUAUAUUCAUUUCUGUGUUCUGUCGUAUUCGACCUCUGAACAAGACAGAAGAGAAAAAUGCGGACCGUUUUCUUCCCAAAUUCCCUUCCGAGGACAGUAUUUCACUGGGGGGUAAAGUAUUCGUGUUCGAUAAAGUGUUCAAGCCGAACACGACUCAAGAACAAGUCUACAAGGGAGCUGCCUAUCACAUUGUGCAGGAUGUGCUCUCUGGAUACAAUGGAACCGUUUUUGCCUACGGACAAACAUCUUCCGGAAAAACCCACACCAUGGAGGGAGUAAUUGGCGAUGGAAAUCUGUCUGGAAUCAUUCCGCGAAUUGUCGCUGACAUUUUCAACCACAUUUACAACAUGGAUGAAAACCUCCAAUUCCACAUCAAAGUGUCCUACUAUGAGAUUUACAAUGAGAAGAUUCGGGAUUUGUUAGACCCCGAGAAGGUCAAUCUAUCUAUUCACGAAGACAAAAAUCGGGUACCUUAUGUGAAAGGAGCAACUGAAAGAUUUGUUGGUGGACCAGAUGAAGUUCUGCAGGCGAUCGAAGACGGAAAAUCAAACAGAAUGGUAGCAGUAACGAACAUGAACGAGCACUCUUCCCGCUCUCACUCAGUAUUCUUGAUCACUGUAAAACAAGAACAUCAGACAACAAAGAAACAGCUCACUGGAAAGCUGUAUUUGGUUGAUUUAGCUGGUUCUGAAAAAGUGAGCAAGACUGGUGCGCAGGGAGCUGUGUUGGAAGAAGCCAAGAACAUCAACAAAUCACUCACGGCACUCGGAAUUGUUAUUUCAGCUUUGGCUGAAGGAACGAAAUCGCAUGUUCCAUAUCGUGAUUCAAAGUUGACUCGUAUUCUUCAAGAAUCUCUUGGAGGAAACUCUCGAACGACAGUUAUCAUCUGUGCUUCACCCUCACAUUUCAACGAGGCUGAAACAAAAUCGACACUUCUUUUCGGUCAACGUGCCAAAACAAUCAAGAACGUUGUACAAAUCAACGAAGAGCUCACUGCUGAAGAAUGGAAGAGGCGGUACGAGAAGGAGAAGGAGAAAGUUACUCGACUAUCUGCUCUGCUUCAAGCCGCAGCUUUAGAACUUUCACGAUGGAGAGUUGGAGAAUCAGUAUCAGAAAUGGAAUGGGUCAAUCUAUCAGAGACUGCUCAAAUGGCAGUUUCAGAAGUUUCCGGAGGAUCUACUCCACUCAUGGAACGAUCUAUCGCUCCAGCGCCACCAAUGCUCACCUCUACAACUGGACCAAUCACAGAUGAAGAGAAAAAGAAGUACGAAGAAGAGCGUGUCAAACUCUACCAACAACUCGACGAGAAAGAUGACGAGAUUCAAAAAGUUUCUCAAGAGCUCGAGAAGCUCCGACAACAAGUUCUUCUUCAAGAAGAAGCCCUCGGAACAAUGCGCGAGAACGAAGAGUUGAUUCGUGAAGAGAACAACAGAUUCCAAAAGGAGGCCGAAGAUAAGCAGCAAGAAGGAAAGGAAAUGAUGACUGCUUUGGAAGAGAUCGCAGUGAAUUUGGAUGUACGACAAGCGGAAUGUGAGAAGCUGAAGCGCGAGUUGGAAGUGGUUCAGGAAGAUAACCAGAGCUUAGAAGACCGUAUGAAUCAAGCAACAUCCCUUCUGAAUGCGCAUCUCGACGAAUGUGGUCCAAAGAUUCGCCACUUCAAAGAAGGAAUCUACAACGUCAUUCGCGAAUUCAAUAUCGCUGAUAUUUCCACUCAAAACGAUCAACUCCCCGAUCACGAUCUUCUGAACCAUGUCAGAAUCGGAGUUUCCAAAUUGUUCUCCGAAUAUUCAGCUGCAAAGGAAACCAGCACUGCCGCUGAACACGACGCAGAAGCCAAACUGGCUGCAGAUGUCGCUCGAGUUGAGUCUGGUCAAGAUGCAGGAAGAAUGAAGCAACUGCUCGUAAAGGAUCAAGCUGCUAAAGAGAUUAAACCUCUUACUGAUCGUGUAAAUAUGGAGUUGACAACCUUGAAGAAUCUCAAGAAGGAGUUUAUGCGAGUUCUUAUUACUCGGUGUCAAGCCAAUCAGGAUAUCGAGGGUGAGGACUCCCUGAGUGGACCAGCUCAAAAACAACGAAUCCAAUUCUUGGAGAACAACUUGGAUAAACUGACCAAGGUCCAUAAGCAGCUCGUUCGAGACAACGCUGACUUGCGAGUGGAACUUCCAAAGAUGGAGGCUCGGCUUCGUGGACGUGAGGAUCGCAUCAAAAUGCUAGAAACCGCUCUCCGUGAUUCAAAGCAGCGCAGUCAGGCUGAGCGAAAGAAGUAUCAGCAAGAAGUGGAGAGAAUCAAGGAAGCCGUCCGGCAACGCAAUAUGCGACGAAUGAAUGCUCCACAAAUUGUGAAGCCUAUCCGUCCUGGACAGGUUUACACUUCACCAUCAGCAGGAAUGUCGCAGGGAGCUAAUAAUGGAUCCAAUGGUGUGUUUAACGGGCAGCAGCCAUCACCAGCUCCACCUUUUAACAAUCAGUUCCCAUCAAAAUGA